UGCCAGCUCUUGCCGGAAGGGAGCACGGCAGACAUGGCCGAGGACCCGCAGGGCGGUGGUGCGGGUGCCCGGCGGCUCCUCUCCUCGGGUGCCAGCCGUGCCAGCUUUCCGGAGUUCGAGCUUCCCGAGCUGCACACGCGCGCCUUCCACGUGGGAGCCUUCGGGGAACUGUGGCGCGGCAGGCUUGGGGCCGGGGACUUGUCGCUGAGCGAGUCGCCGGCAGCCGCACCGCCCGACCCCGGCCAGGAGGAUGCUGCGGUGGCCAGGGAUCUGGGCUGCAGCCUGGAGGCAGCGGCCGAGCUGAGAGCGGUGUGCGGCCUUGAUAAGUUGAGAUGCCUUGAAGAAGGUGAAGAUCCGGAAGUCAUCCCAGAGGACACGGACCUGAUGACUUUAUGUAUUAGGAAGGGGCUCCUGGAAUAUCGGGAAGAAACCAUUACAAUAGAUCGAGCCUGCAGACAAGAAACAUUUGCUUAUGAAAUGGAAUCUCAUGCAAUAGGAAAGAAACCUGAAAAUCCAGCAGACAGGAUUGAAGAAGGAGAGCUCAUACUAUCUGUGAAUAUCUUGUAUCCGGUUAUAUUUAAUAAGCACAGAGAACACAAACCAUACCAGACGAUGCUAGUAUUGGGCAGUCAAAAGCUCACGGAACUGAGAGAUUCUAUUUGCUGUGUCAGUGACCUCCAGAUUGGUGGAGAAUUCAGCAGUACUCCAGACCAAGCCCCUGAGCACAUCAGCAAAGACCUGUACAAAUCAGCUUUUUUUUAUUUUGAAGGAACAUUUUACAAUGACAGAAGAUACCCGGAAUGCAGAGACUUGAGCAGAACUAUUAUAGAAUGGUCAGAGUCCCAUGAUAGAGGCUAUGGAAAAUUUCAGGCUGCCAGAAUGGAAGAUUUCACCUUUAAUGACUUGAAUAUUAAACUUGGCUUUCCUUACUUAUACUGUCACCAGGGAGACUGUGAACAUGUUGUUGUCGUUACAGACAUAAGGCUUGUCCAUCAUGACGACUGCUUGGAUAGAACACUUUAUCCCCUUCUUACCAAGAAGCACUGGCUGUGGACCAGAAAAUGUUUUGUUUGUAAAAUGUAUACAGCUAGUGCAUCAAGUGUGGAUAGUGUUUCGACCAAUCUUUGAAGAAUGUGAAAGCUGCACCUUCUACUAUGACGCUUCCAAGGUUUAAUUUAAAUUCAGCUGAAUUUUACAUUUCUCUGGAUGGCUAAGAACAGACACUUACCACAUAAAUAAACCCAUGAAGCCUACAAAUCUGUUUAAAAGAUUGAGUGACGUAUAUUUCAUGGACUUAAAUGUCACAUAUCCAAUUAAGGCAACUGAUGUGGCGAUGACAAGCGCCUGCUUCUGGUAUGUCUAGAAGAUUUCUCAUUCGCCACUCUGCGCACAGACAGCACCAUGUGCUCACUCCAUGGCCCCCUUACAUUAUGCCUAAAGGUUUAUUUUACAUUCUUGUAGCCAGUGGUUUUAACAUCAAGUACACUGAAAAUUCUGCUGCAAAAUCAUACAUUCAUGAUGAGUCAUUUGCACAAUUCCCAAAGUUAUUUUUUAUUCUUUUAUUUUUAAUAUGGCAAUUUUCAUGAGUCUUAAUCUUACCUCAAAACAAUAAAUUCCAGAAAUUACCCAAAUACAUGCGUAAUGCCAUUCACCCCAUUUUAGCAGAAAAGAUGACAACAGAUAAAACCUUACGGAAUUCUUAUUUCAUCACUUAUUAAGAAUGCUUUUCUGCUAGGUCUUUGGGUUAACUUUUUCACUAAAAGCUCACAUACCUUUCCUUUAUUCUUUCUUGGUAAAACUGAGGAAACGCUAACCAGGUUACCACAACUUGCCAGCGUGUUACUUAUCUGUUAAUAUAUGUAUCCCAAAGUUCACAUUAAAAGAAUUUCAGCUUACAAGCUUUAAAAUCCCUGAUUUAAGACAGUUUUACUUUAUGCUACUGUCAUAAAGGAGAGGUAAAUAUGAAAACGUAGUAUGUAAAGAACAUCCUCGGAUACACCUGCACAAGAUUACUAUACAGGGAAAUAGCUGUUUCCUCAAACAUCUUGCUCAGGGUGAGGGGCAAGGGGUGUCAAUCAUCUUUAUACAAGAAAAAUUUCAUCACAUUUUUAGUAACUUCUUCAUUUCUUAAAAGUCUAAAGCUACAGGUUUGCUAUUUUUAUUAGGUAGUCCAUCCUUGGACCAUUUGAAAAAAUGUGUAUAGGAUUAGGUGGCAGACCUCCUCCUCACCUGGCAUCUUUAAUCAGGUAAGUGGGUCUGAGUAGGAACAUUUUUAGUGUACCACGUCACUGUCUCAACAAAAACUGGGCAAAAUCUUUCUUGCUAGAAUAGUGUAAUGUGGUUAAUUCUGGUUAAAUCUUUCAUACCUACAACCUCCCAAUCAAAGUCCCUAAAAAUGAUCCAAGCAGCUGAGAAAACCAAUCAACAUUCACAUUUCUAAAUGCUAGCCAUGAAUGCACAUUGUACAUAUCAGGAGGGGUUAUGUGUGGCUGUGUCACUGAAAUGAUCUCUUGCUGUCAUUUUAAUCAAAUGUAACAAAUAGAGCCAGUGACACUGAAAGUUCAUGGUAGCUGUCUGUAAACUUUGUUCUGAAAAUAAUACCUGUAUGAAUUAGCCUAUGACAUACAAUUUCAAGAUUGAAAAGAAGAUAGCUGCACUUUGAAAGAACAUACACAAGAAGGUAAAAAUUAGCAGAAGGUUGCUGAUAUUUUGGGAGUAUUCUGUAGCUUCUUCAUAAAAACUACAUCUAUUGGAUCAUGACCGAGAAGGGAAAGUGAACAAAAAUGCAAGGGACAUUUCCUUUUCUCUGUGUUAUCUGAGCUUACCAUUUAGCCCUGAACCCAAAACAGGAUCUCAGGGGCAAGCUAAGGAGGAAAUUUCAUUAGCAGCAAAUCCUGAAUUCCUUCAGUAAUUCUAAAAUAGCAAAGAAGUAAUUUACUAAGAGUUUGAUAGAAAAAUUCUUUAAUUAAAACAAGUUUACACGUUGACACUUAUGGCUUAACUAGAAUAAAUUCUGUCCAAGUUUAAAAUUGUAUUAAGGACAAAGCAGAUGACUGGUGUAUAUAUAAUGUACAGUUUCCUCAAAACAGUAGUUCCAUUAUAAAAUCUCUCAAAAGCAAAAAUCCAAUUAUUGAAGUAAUUCAAGAAUUUUACAUAUAAAUAAAACAAUUAUCUGAGCAGUCAGAGCAUAUAUAAUCACACCACACAUGAACACUGGUAUUAAGUCACUUUCGCAUAAAACUUCAAAAUAUAACAAUGACUCUUUCUUCCUAUUGAAAACCACCAACUGACCAAUACUAAGAACAUCUUUGAAAUGCUAUCAGUUUGUUUGUGUUAACAUUGGCUCACUCCAAUAGUCCACACAGAAUAUUCAAUUACUUACUACCUUAAGAGCAACAGAGGUUUCUAUCUUGUUUGUAGUUUUAACUUCUG
This is a messenger RNA of Nannospalax galili (Upper Galilee mountains blind mole rat), 3432 nucleotides long. It is a transcript of the gene Snapc3, whose product is annotated as small nuclear RNA activating complex polypeptide 3. The transcript has 10 exons. Lineage: Eukaryota; Metazoa; Chordata; Mammalia; Rodentia; Spalacidae. The coding region runs from base 34 to 1128 and encodes 364 amino acids. Gene Ontology annotation, cellular component: snRNA-activating protein complex. Gene Ontology annotation, biological process: snRNA transcription by RNA polymerase III; snRNA transcription by RNA polymerase II. Gene Ontology annotation, molecular function: RNA polymerase II cis-regulatory region sequence-specific DNA binding; bent DNA binding; RNA polymerase III type 3 promoter sequence-specific DNA binding. The record is from RefSeq and is a predicted model, not a curated record.